Messenger RNA from Acinonyx jubatus (cheetah), 3600 nucleotides. RefSeq names its product importin 5 (gene IPO5). NCBI's taxonomy places the organism in Eukaryota, Metazoa, Chordata, Mammalia, Carnivora, Felidae. Gene Ontology annotation, cellular component: nucleus; cytoplasm. The transcript has 29 exons. The record is from RefSeq and is a predicted model, not a curated record. Gene Ontology annotation, molecular function: nuclear import signal receptor activity; small GTPase binding. Bases 248 to 3541 code for a protein of 1097 amino acids. Gene Ontology annotation, biological process: protein import into nucleus.
UUAACAUCCCACGACUGGAGCAACCACAGUACUGAGAACAGCUUUGACUACUGUGGUUCCAGGGAGAAACUUUGCCAGGACCCACGUAUGGGCACAGCUGUUUUCCCUGAUCAGGAUCUUUGCAGCACCCAACAGGGAAAGGACAUUCCUAAGCAAGAAACACUGCUCAGGAAGUACUGCACCAUGUCUCCAGGUCCCUGAGAAUCAAGUCAGAAAACUGGGAGCAACAGAAAGCACUAUAAGCGCAAUGGCGGCGGCCGCGGCGGAGCAGCAACAGUUCUACCUGCUCCUGGGAAACCUGCUCAGCCCCGACAAUGUGGUCCGGAAACAGGCAGAGGAAACCUACGAGAAUAUCCCAGGCCAGUCAAAGAUCACAUUCCUCUUACAAGCCAUCAGAAAUACAACAGCUGCUGAGGAGGCUAGACAAAUGGCUGCCGUUCUCCUAAGACGUCUUUUGUCCUCUGCAUUUGAUGAAGUCUAUCCAACUCUUCCUUCUGAUGUUCAGACUGCCAUCAAGAGUGAGCUACUGAUGAUUAUUCAAAUGGAAACCCAGUCUAGCAUGAGGAAAAAAAUCUGUGAUAUUGCUGCAGAACUGGCCAGGAAUUUAAUAGAUGAGGACGGCAACAACCAGUGGCCCGAAGGUUUGAAGUUCCUUUUUGAUUCAGUCAGCUCUCAAAAUAUGGGACUGCGGGAAGCUGCCCUUCACAUUUUCUGGAACUUUCCUGGAAUUUUUGGGAACCAACAGCAGCACUAUUUAGACGUUAUCAAACGGAUGUUAGUUCAGUGUAUGCAAGAUCAGGAACAUCCAUCGAUCAGGACAUUAUCUGCUAGAGCUACAGCUGCAUUUAUACUUGCAAAUGAGCAUAAUGUUGCUCUAUUCAAACAUUUUGCAGACUUGUUACCCGGAUUCUUACAGGCUGUGAAUGACUCAUGCUACCAGAAUGACGAUUCUGUCUUAAAGUCCCUUGUUGAGAUUGCAGAUACCGUUCCAAAGUAUUUGCGUCCUCAUUUAGAAGCUACUUUACAGCUAAGUCUAAAGUUGUGUGGAGACACCAGCCUCAAUAACAUGCAACGCCAGCUCGCCCUUGAAGUAAUCGUGACCCUCUCUGAGACUGCAGCUGCUAUGUUAAGAAAACAUACCAAUAUUGUUGCACAGACUAUUCCUCAGAUGUUAGCAAUGAUGGUUGAUCUUGAAGAGGACGAGGACUGGGCGAAUGCAGAUGAGCUAGAAGAUGAUGACUUUGACAGCAAUGCGGUUGCUGGUGAGAGCGCUCUGGACCGAAUGGCCUGUGGACUUGGUGGGAAGCUGGUGCUGCCGAUGAUCAAGGAACACAUUAUGCAGAUGCUCCAAAAUCCUGACUGGAAAUACCGGCAUGCAGGAUUAAUGGCCUUAUCUGCCAUUGGUGAAGGAUGCCACCAGCAAAUGGAAGGAAUUUUAAAUGAGAUAGUAAAUUUUGUUUUGCUUUUUCUUCAGGAUCCUCAUCCAAGAGUAAGGUACGCAGCCUGUAAUGCCGUGGGACAGAUGGCUACAGAUUUUGCACCUGGCUUCCAAAAGAAAUUUCAUGAGAAGGUGAUCGCGGCCCUGCUGCAGACCAUGGAGGACCAGGGCAAUCAGCGAGUGCAGGCCCAUGCUGCUGCCGCUCUGAUCAACUUCACUGAGGACUGUCCCAAGUCACUGCUUAUUCCAUAUUUAGACAAUUUGGUGAAACAUCUACAUUCCAUCAUGGUACUUAAACUUCAAGAGUUGAUUCAGAAAGGCACCAAGUUAGUUCUGGAACAAGUUGUGACAUCUAUCGCAUCAGUUGCAGAUACCGCAGAGGAAAAAUUUGUCCCCUACUAUGACUUAUUUAUGCCAUCACUAAAGCACAUCGUCGAGAACGCAGUUCAGAAGGAACUCCGACUUCUCAGAGGAAAAACUAUUGAGUGCAUCAGCCUCAUUGGUCUAGCCGUUGGGAAGGAAAAAUUCAUGCAAGAUGCAUCAGAUGUGAUGCAGCUCUUGUUGAAGACCCAGACGGACUUUAGCGAUAUGGAAGAUGAUGAUCCCCAGAUCUCUUACAUGAUCUCAGCAUGGGCCAGAAUGUGCAAAAUUCUUGGAAAAGAAUUUCAGCAGUACCUUCCAGUGGUUAUGGGGCCUUUAAUGAAGACCGCUUCAAUUAAGCCUGAAGUAGCCCUUUUAGAUACCCAAGACAUGGAAAACAUGAGUGAUGAUGACGGUUGGGAGUUUGUGAACCUUGGAGAUCAGCAAAGUUUUGGUAUUAAAACUGCAGGACUGGAAGAAAAGUCCACUGCUUGUCAGAUGCUGGUUUGCUAUGCUAAAGAGUUAAAGGAAGGCUUUGUGGAAUACACUGAACAAGUUGUCAAACUGAUGGUCCCUCUACUGAAAUUUUAUUUCCAUGAUGGUGUUCGAGUGGCGGCAGCAGAAUCCAUGCCUCUUCUCCUGGAAUGUGCGAGAGUUCGUGGUCCUGAGUAUCUCACACAGAUGUGGCAUUUUAUGUGUGAUGCUCUAAUCAAGGCCAUUGGCACAGAACCAGACUCAGAUGUCCUCUCAGAAAUAAUGCAUUCUUUUGCAAAGUGCAUUGAAGUAAUGGGAGAUGGAUGCCUUAAUAAUGAACAUUUUGAAGAAUUGGGAGGCAUAUUGAAAGCUAAACUCGAAGAACAUUUUAAAAAUCAAGAAUUGCGGCAAGUUAAAAGACAAGAUGAAGACUAUGAUGAACAGGUGGAAGAGUCACUACAAGAUGAGGAUGAUAACGAUGUUUAUAUUCUGACCAAAGUGUCAGACAUUUUACACUCAAUAUUCAGUAGCUACAAGGAAAAGGUGUUACCAUGGUUUGAACAGCUGCUCCCGUUAAUUGUCAACCUAAUUUGUCCACAUAGACCAUGGCCAGACAGACAAUGGGGAUUGUGCAUCUUUGAUGAUGUCAUAGAACACUGUAGUCCAGCCUCUUUUAAAUACGCAGAAUAUUUUUUAAGGCCGAUGCUCCAAUAUGUGUGCGACAGCAGCCCCGAAGUGAGGCAAGCAGCUGCGUAUGGCCUGGGUGUCAUGGCACAGUACGGUGGAGAGAACUACCGGCCUUUCUGUACAGAAGCACUUCCACUGCUGGUAAGAGUUAUUCAGUCUGCUGAUUCUAAGACCAAAGAAAACGUCAAUGCCACAGAGAACUGCAUCUCAGCAGUGGGGAAGAUUAUGAAGUUCAAGCCUGACUGUGUGAACGUGGAAGAAGUCCUGCCUCACUGGUUGUCUUGGCUUCCACUACAUGAGGAUAAAGAAGAAGCUGUUCAGACUUUCAAUUAUCUGUGUGACUUGAUCGAAAGUAAUCACCCAAUCGUUCUUGGCCCCAACAAUACCAAUCUGCCCAAAAUAUUCAGUAUAAUUGCAGAAGGAGAAAUGCAUGAGGCAAUUAAACAUGAAGAUCCUUGUGCCAAACGUCUGGCUAACGUAGUCCGCCAAGUACAGACUUCUGGAGGAUUGUGGACUGAGUGCAUAGCACAGCUCAGUCCCGAGCAGCAGGCAGCCAUACAGGAGCUCCUGAACUCUGCUUGAAGGGCCUUAAUAUCACCACCAGAAAACUAACUCCAAAUAAACGUUUACCCUUUUGUUUA